Sphaerodactylus townsendi is the source of this 1014-nucleotide messenger RNA. Its product is annotated as taste receptor type 2 member 40-like. Gene Ontology annotation, cellular component: membrane. The transcript is spliced from 2 exons. The record is from RefSeq and is a predicted model, not a curated record. Bases 1 to 1014 code for a protein of 337 amino acids. Gene Ontology annotation, molecular function: bitter taste receptor activity; G protein-coupled receptor activity. Lineage: Eukaryota; Metazoa; Chordata; Lepidosauria; Squamata; Sphaerodactylidae. Gene Ontology annotation, biological process: sensory perception of taste; G protein-coupled receptor signaling pathway; detection of chemical stimulus involved in sensory perception of bitter taste.
AUGACCAGCAAUUAUUGUGGGGUUGCCACAGAUGAGUUCAUGUCGACAUCUGGCCUUUUCCUGCUGGUGAUUGUAGGGGCUGAGACCCUCAUUGGGGCUUGGAUAAAUGCUUUCAUUGUCACCAUCUGCUGUAUCGAUAUACUUAAAAACAAAUUCCUCCGUGCUGCUGACCAAAUUCUGAUGGUCCUGGCCACCAACAGGUUUUGUUUCUUGAUCACAGCAAUGUUAUGGGCACUGCUUAAAACAUUAAACCCAAUGAUCUACUACAAAAACUUUGUCUUUCGAGGAGUAAAAGUCAUUCUCUGGUUCUUCAUUUCUUCCAACCUCUGGCUUUCAGCUUGCCUGUGCCUGUUCUACUGUGUGAAGAUUGCAACUUUCAGGCAUUCGAUAUUCAUCUCACUGAAGCUAAGAAUAGCCAGAGCAGUUCCAGGACUGCUUCUAGGUUCUGUGCUUUUAUCAUUGAUCAACAGCCUCCCUUUCUUAAAUCUGAUUUUCACAACGCAUUGUGACACUGCAAAUGCCACAGUAUCAGGAAACAGGACUGCAAACCAGACCAAAAUGCACACUGAUUUGCUCAAGGUAUUUUCUUUCUGCAGCUUUGGUUUUUCCAUGGUUUUGGCCAUAUUUGUCAUUUCGGCCCUCCUCUUGCUGACUUCCCUUUGGCGACACUCUCAGCAGUUAAAAAAUUCUUUGACCAGCUACACGAGCCCAAGGAUGACUGCUCAUGUCCGAGCCGUGAAAAUGAUAACAUACUUCCUGGUUAUUUACCUGGUCAACUUUGUGGCGUUGAUGAUCUUACUGACGGAUGUGUUUUCAGAGGACAGAGUCGAAGGUGGCUGCUUCGGAGAACUGACUGCGGGGGUCCAGCUGGCCAGCCUGCAGGAAAGCCAGGGGGCAGGGAUCAGCACUGGGUGGCUUGGAAAAUUGGCUCAGGUGGGCACUGAAGAGGUAGGCCAGCUCCUGCCCUCCUUGGCUUCCCCAGGGGGAGCAGGAGCUGGCCUGAAGCCACAGUGA